This is a messenger RNA of Trichoderma harzianum CBS 226.95, 1299 nucleotides long. RefSeq lists its product as hypothetical. The transcript is spliced from 5 exons. The record is from RefSeq and is a predicted model, not a curated record. Lineage: Eukaryota; Fungi; Ascomycota; Sordariomycetes; Hypocreales; Hypocreaceae. The coding region runs from base 1 to 1299 and encodes 432 amino acids. Gene Ontology annotation, biological process: purine nucleobase biosynthetic process. Gene Ontology annotation, molecular function: ATP binding; metal ion binding; phosphoribosylamine-glycine ligase activity.
AUGAAUGACGAUAUCCACAAACGUCGGAUUCUCUUGAUCGGUUCAGGAGGCAGAGAACAUGCGCUGGCAUGGAAGCUAUCGCAGUCCGCAUCUGUUGAACAUGUCUAUGUGUUUCCUGGGAAUGGAGGCACCGUUCAAACGGAAAAGAUUUCCAAUGUCGUCGACGAAAGCAUAGUUACUGAACGAGAUUAUCCAGCUCUAGUCACACUGGCAUUAAAGCUUAACAUUGGCUUGGUUGUUGUAGGCCCCGACAGCGCCGUCGUUGAUGGUAUUGAAGGAUAUUUUCGUCAGAGUGGAAUCCCAUGCUUUGCUCCCUCAAAGGAAGCUGCAGAACUCGAAGGCUCCAAAACGUAUGCCAAAGAUUUUAUGCGCAAGUAUGAAAUUCCAACCGCAGAAUACCAAAAUUUUGACUUGAGUGUCGCCGCGGACCUCGAGCAGGCCAAAGACUAUAUACAAACCGUUUACCACAAUGCCGUUAUCAAGGCUAGCGGGCUGGUUGCAGGCAAGGGCGUUGUGCUUCCCUCUUCAGCGAAGGAAGCCUGCGAAGAGCUAGAUUCGUUUGCAAACGGCAGAUUCGGCGAUUCUGGACUGUCUGUUGUUGUCGAAGAGUACCUCGAGGGCGACGAAAUCAGUUUCAAGUCAUUUCCACCAGGCCAGGACCACAAGAGAAUCUUUAAUGGUAACACAGGCCCUAACACGGGCGGGAUGGGUGUCUAUGCCCCAACGACAUUUGUUACGGAUGCGAUGAUGUCCAAAAUUGAGGAGACAAUCUUGAGGCCUACCUUUGAUGGUUUACGGGCUGAAGGCCGAACUUUUCGAGGCCUACUCUUAACAGGCAUCAUGAUAACACGAUCUGGCCCAAAGGUUCUAGAAUACAAUGUUCGAUUCGGGGAUCCAGAAACACAGACUAUGAUGCUGCUUCUCUCACAUAAUACGGAUCUAGCUGCAGUGUUAUUGACAUGCACUCAAGGAACUCUUAAAGAUGCCCAUUUAGGCGUUCGCUCCGGUUACGCCUGCAAUGUCGUGAUAUCUUCAGCGGGAUAUCCAGGACCAUAUUCAACAGGCAAACCUCUCCGACUUGAUCCGAUUCUUUCACGAGACGUCCACAUCUUUCAUGCGGGUACGAAGCUGAUAGGAGACGUCUUACACACUGCUGGGGGUAGAGUUUUCUCCGUUGCCGCGUACGGCGACUCACUGGAGGAUGCAGUCAAGGGUGCGUACCAAGGUGUGGAGGCGAUAAGCUUCCAAGGGAUGCAUUUCCGAACCGACAUUGCCAGCCGUUGCAUGACGAAACGUUGA